Molecule: messenger RNA, 7966 nt
Organism: Chrysemys picta bellii (western painted turtle)
Lineage: Eukaryota; Metazoa; Chordata; Testudines; Emydidae
Source: RefSeq, a predicted model, not a curated record
UUUGGUUUUGCUCUCAAGAGGGGAGGCUGUUUCCCCUGGGAAGAGGCCCCGAGGGUAUCUGGAAAAGUGACUGGGCUGUACACAUCCACAACUCAGGCCGUGGUUACGUGCCAUAGGCCCACAUGACUUGUGGCUGCCGGGGUUGUGUGGUGUGAUUCAGGACACCGGUUUGAAGUUAUAGAAAGAAGUGCACUGUUGUCUCCUGCCGGCAGACCUUCUCCUUGGCUUCCAAGAGGCCCCCUAGUGGACUGUCUGUGGUAGUAGCUCAAAGCACCACACUUCUCGACUCCCCUCCUUCCAAAGAGAGCAAGAUGUUCUUUUCAUGUUCAUCUCUUCAGUUUCUCUGGCUGGCUUCUUGGGGGCUGUCUUGCGCUUUGGCAAGGAUUUUUUGUUGCCAGUGACCUGGCUGGACUCCUUCAGCAACAGAUCUGGUGCUACAGUGAGGUCUCCUGAAAGAGCUUCGGGAGGAGAUGCGUUUGGAAAGCAGGUUCUGCGUAACAGUAGGUACCUGGCAAAGCUGUCCUCCGUGGGGAGUAUUUCCGAGGAAGAGACCUGUGAGAAGCUGAAAGGGUUAAUCCAGCGCCAAGUGCAGAUGUGCAAGAGAAACUUGGAGGUGAUGGACUCGGUGCGCCGGGGAGCCCAGCUGGCCAUCGAGGAGUGCCAGUACCAAUUCCGUAACCGUCGCUGGAACUGCUCCACACUGGACACCCUGCCGGUCUUUGGCAAGGUAGUGACACAAGGGACACGGGAAGCAGCUUUUGUGUAUGCCAUCUCCUCCGCGGGGGUGGCCUUUGCAGUGACUCGAGCCUGCAGUAGUGGAGAGCUGGAGAAGUGUGGCUGUGAUCGGACUGUGCAUGGUGUCAGUCCUCAGGGCUUCCAGUGGUCUGGCUGUUCCGAUAACAUCGCCUACGGAGUGGCCUUCUCACAGUCUUUCGUUGAUGUCCGGGAGAGAAGUAAAGGCGCCUCCUCCAGCAGGGCGCUCAUGAACCUCCAUAAUAACGAGGCUGGAAGGAAGGCUAUCCUGAACAACAUGCGGGUAGAGUGCAAAUGCCAUGGUGUGUCAGGCUCGUGCGAGGUGAAGACCUGUUGGAAAGCAAUGCCUCCCUUCCGCAAAGUGGGCAACAUGUUAAAGGAGAAAUUUGAUGGGGCCACAGAAGUUGAGCAGAGAAAGAUCGGCUCCACCAAAGUCCUGGUGCCAAAAAACUCCCAGUUCAAACCACACACGGAUGAGGACCUGGUCUACCUGGACUCCAGCCCGGACUUCUGUGACCAUGACCUAAAGAAUGGGGUCCUGGGGACCAGUGGCCGGCAAUGCAACAAGACUUCCAAAGCUAUUGAUGGCUGUGAGCUUAUGUGCUGUGGGAGGGGCUUUCACACAGACGAAGUGGAGGUGGUGGAAAGGUGCAGUUGCAAGUUCCACUGGUGCUGCUUUGUCAAAUGUAAACAGUGCCACCGAGUGGUAGAAAUGCAUACGUGCCGGUGAUGCCGGGAUGUCCGUCCCCUCUAUAACUGACCCUUCCUCUCCCCUGCCUGUUGCCCCAGGACUGGAGGAGGUGAUCCGGACACCUCAAGGAGAGGGUUGUGUAAAGAGACACCGAGUGCAAGAGAAAGAUAUUUAAAGUUCCAAAAGUGAUUGUUGUAUUUUUGCCUUUAUUUAUUGCCGAAGCCAGAGCCCUCCUGAUCUGCAUGUGCUGGAAGGGUCGCACAUGCGCUCGAUGCUGCUGCUGGGCUGGGGCCAGGCAAGGGGGCUUUGUGGCGCCCGCCCCCAAGAACCUGCCCCCGUCAGACGAACUCCCACUGACUGACCAAUGGAGCAUUUCGGUCCGCGUAGAUUUUAAACUGAAACAAAACCUAGCGUUAGGCACUUUUAUAUUGGUCUUUUAUAUUACAGCUACUUCAGACUCACAACAAACCGCAGGCCUGGCCUGAGGCUCCCGGAGUCUGUUCUCAUAUUGGCUGGUUCCGUACCACGUGCCAGGAGAAGAGAGAGGGCAGAGCCCGCGGAGCGUCCCAAGCUGCCCUGGGGAUUGUGCUGUUGCCAGGAACUGAGCUGCUGGGACCAGCUGAUUCCGCAGACCAGAGAUCUUUGUGCAGAAGUUAAAAUGUGGGGAAGGACAAAACUAGUGGUCUGGUUCCAAGCCCCUGGCUUCUUCUUCGUGUUGUUAUGCGGUAGGGUUCUCCCUUUGGGUCCAAGCCACUGGAAGCGGUGAGGGACGCUGUCCACCACGGAAGCAGGAGUCAGGAGAACAGAGACCCAACUGCACAGAAACUCUUUCAUCGAAGGUGGAAUCUGCUUCACCAACAGCCCCCGGUGCCAUGAGCCCAUAUCCACUCGUGCUGUUCAGCUCCAACCGCCCUGGGAGGCUGACGGCCUGUCAUCUCUUCCCAUUCCCAGCUGAUGCCUGUUGUGGUAGCAGCCUCUUACUUAGAAAUAAAAGAAAAAAUAAUCGGGCUGAUGAGUAAGUCCCUGAGCGCUUCCCAGGCCCCCCACCCCCUCCGUAGCCUUCACCACAGCAAAGCCCUGAGCCCGGCCUCUCCAACACUGGUGCAAGCUUCACCCCAGGCCUUGCACGUUUCCUGCCGCCGAGCCCCCGCCUAGUCCACUGCAACCGUGGUGCCUCCUGGGCUCCCGACCUCAGCUGUCAGAGCUCCUCUGGCUGCCGGCCAACCCACAGCCCCCACCCCACAUGUACCUGGGGCUGCCUUUCCUCUUACAGCCUUUGCCACACUGUGGGCUCCUGCCCAGCCUAUUAACCACCCUGGGCUCCUCUCCCCACUCCCCUUCCCAGCAAAGCUGGGUCCUGAGCCCAGCCACGUCCACCCCUCCCCACGCCCUCUGCUUCACACCGGCCUCUGCUCCUCCUCCACAGCCUGGAAACCACAGAGGGCUCCUAGCCCCACCCCCACCCAUUACCCCACAGAUCAGGCCUGACCCCAGCAGGAGCAGCCCCUCCCCCCAGCCUUUGCCAUGGGGCUCCAGCCCCUCCCCCCAACCUUUGCCACGGGGCCCUGACCUGACCCAAGCAGCGCUGGCCUCUUCCCCCCCAAAAACGCAUUGCCUCUCAGGGGGCCCUGGCCUGACCCCAGCAGCGUUGGCCUCCCCUCCGCUGCUCCUUCCAGGGCAGUUUCCCCCCACACCCCUGAGAUGCCCCCAGACAGCUGAUCCUGAAGCCCAUGUGUAUCUGCUGGGGUCACACGGCGCUGCAGCACAGAAACUGCGGCCUGGACCAAUUGUCUGCAAAGGGACCUUUAUGCCUCCCGGGUUCUGGGUGCUGCGGGAGCCAGGUUGGAGCAGCUCCAGGGGCUGCUUUGCUGCCAGCCUAGCUGGAGGCAGCUGCUGCUGCUACGCUCUCAUACCCCCAGUAACCAUCCUCCUGGGGCGGUUCCCCAGCGCUGUGCACUGAGGGCUGUGCUGGGGGAAGGAUACGGCCCAGCUACGCUGGAGCUAUUCCCUGGGGGCCGUUUCUAUCCCUUUCCAACACCAGAGCAGCAUAAUGGGGCCUUAUAGGGGUCAGCAUCUGCCCCAGCCUUUUAGCAGGAAGUCACUUGAGAUUUCUUCAGUUUUUCCAAAUGCUGCAUCUGCAUCCCCGGUCCCGGUCUGCAGGGUCUCAGAGACCUGGCCUCCCCCGUCACUCUCUCUGUCUCUGCUCCCCGAGGGGCCCAUUCUCCCCGGCCUCUCUCAUGCGGACUCUGUGGAAAGAGGAAUCUGGAUGUGUUCGAUGUGGCCAGAACCAUAUCCAUUCUCAGCCUUUGGUUCGUAGGGGGGUGGAGUGAUUUCCGAGGAGGGGGAAACGGUGCUGGAGUACUACAUGUAUAUUGGCCUUUGCCUACUGCUGCUGUCCAGCCCUAAACGCAGGCGCUGCAGAGGGGACGAGGGGCACUGGGCUAUCCUUACUGGCCACCAUUUGCUUUACAAACAACAUCCGGAAAUGAACACACCAGAGGCUCAGCUUUUCUUAAGGCAGAGACCUGAACGCUCCUCCUCCCCUCAGCCUUCACCUUGCAGCCGGGCUGGCUAGUGCCCUGUUCAGCUACGCUCUCUCCCCUUCCUCCCAGGAUGAGGGUCGUACAGAGCCCUUGCUGCUGCUCGACAGAGUGAAAUAUUUGGAGAAUUAAUAAGCCGUGGGGCACUGAGGGGAGGUGGCACAUGAAACACUCUCCCUCUCACCUCGUGAUGUGCAGAAGGAAAAGGUGGAAAAGGCAGGUUAAUCUCCAAAAUCACGCCUCCAGGUGAGAGAGGAAUCUGCUGUUGGCAGAGACCAAAGCAGGACCCUGUCACUUGCUAACAGCUCCUCUCCUGCUAGCUGAGUGGAAAACUCUGUGUGCUGAUGGUGCCAACCCUCCAUCUCGACUGUCGUUCCCAAUCCAGAAAAGCCCGGACUCUUCUGCUUGCCCGUGAUCCAUUCUCUUUAAGACCGAGACAGAGGUUUAAGAGCUGAAUCCAUGCAGACCUUAGGCCUAUAUUUUUUCCCUCUUCUUCCCCUUAAAGAAGAGGCGAGGGGAAAGGUUAGAGGGAAAGGCAGACACACAAGAAAUCCCGUCUGUGCUGUGGCAGUGAUGGGACGGGGGAGCGGCUGUGGUCGUUGGAAGGACUCCAGACACCGUCCGGCUGGAACUUUUCUGACAACUGACUCGGCGCAGCAGCAGAUGCUCCUCCGGAGGCUGAACCGUGUGCCCAGAAUGGGCCCCUGCUCGUUCGGCACGCUACACUUCCGCUUUCUGUGCAAUGUGGGACAAGAAAGGAUCCCACGGAGUGAAGCCACCAGUGGGGCAGAAGAUCGCUUCUCCCUUCAGCCGACUCCCCUGGAACUUCUUGGUUUGUCUUGUAACCGCAAAUUGCUUCAGUGCCCUGCGGAAGGGCUAAGCAGCAGACUGCAGCUCCAUUGCCAUCCCCCAGUAAGUGCAGGCCUCCUAAAGGCCAAGAAGAAACUUCACCUGGUGGACUCAAGCCCCUUCCAACCUGGAAUGCAGCACUUCUUGCACCAGUUCAUUCACUCUGAUCGAAACAGGAGCUAUUAACUUGAGCAACACCAGCUCCGUCCUGCGCUGCGGGAGUGAUUUCUGUUCUGCACCGCGUUGGUUUACAUAUACUAUGAUAUUAAAUCACCUUUUGCAGGUAUCUGGGCUUUAACUCCCAUGUCAAGCUGCUGCCUCAAUUCUCUGGGCUCCAGUGUGUUAAGACUGUGAGUUUUCAAGUGCCUUGAAGAUUCUUUAUACUAUUUCCCAGCUAAUGCAGUGGGGGCCGCUGACCUCAGGACGUUGGCCAACUUUUCUGCUCGUUGUCCAGCUAGGCCGAGGGCCAAAGCUGAACGAGACAAUCCAGAUCAGUGUGGAGAUAAUCUCUCUGCACGGGGUUUUUUCAAACUGCGCUGAAAGCUGAUCCCUGGAAAUGUCACCCCCGAGGUCCCCUGGCUCUGCAGCUCUCUGGCGCGUCUCACAAUUGUACGUUUCAGCACCAGCACAGCAACGUUGCCUUUUUCUGAUUUACUUUGUCUAUUAAAGAAUGAUUUUGUGCUAAAUUAGCAUCGGGUGUCCGCCCCCCGCCCCCAGUAAUGGAGCUGCCCUGUGCUAUGUAAAACCAGUGCUCUCUGCAAACAGCUCUUCCUGGCUGUUCUGAUGUGCUGGGACUCCUGCAGUUAGAAGGGGAAGAACCUGUGUGGGUGAGGUCUCGGUGCCCAUCUCAUUGAAAUGCCUGGGAGGAGAGGCCUUCAGCUGUCACUUGACAAGCAUCCCAGGGGAGGACCUGCCCACGUCUCACCACAUGAAUAUUCUGGAGGUCUGGGAGGAUCCUGCUCUUCAGGCUAGUGGCUGUCUCCUCUUGAUAUUCCCAUCAUGGAUGUUCGGUCUGGGCCCCUCUUCAGUGCUAAUUCGGUGUCUGCGAUCACAAGUGCAUUCACAUCCUUCCUGUUACCAGAGCGCGCUUCCCCCCACCCCCCAGUGCUUUACAAAGGCGGGUGGGUAUUAUCCCUGCUUUACAGGGGAAGAAACUGAGGCACAGGGCGGCAGUGACUUGCCCAGAGAGUCAUUGCUGCACCUGGGAACAGAACCAGUUAUCCUGACCGUUAAUCUCCUGUCUUAAUCACUAUAGGCUGCCUGCUGCACCCAGGGUUGUGAGUUCAAUUCUCGAGGGGGCCACUUAAGGAUCUGGGGCAAAAUCCUGCUAGUGAAGGCAGGGGGCUGGACUCGAUGACCAUUCAGGGUCCCUUCCAGCUCUAUGAGAUAGAGCUCAAGAGCAGCACGUAGCUUAAAUCUCGGUCACACUGCAAUGUCAUGUUGUCAAGAGCCUGGGGAUAACGAUCAGUUUAAAACAGUCCAACAUCCUCAGCCUGCAGGCAGGGGUCACAGCCGAUGCUUUGCAGAUUCUCUGCCCUACUCCCCGCCCUUUGUGCUACCCAGGCUGGCAAGGGAACCAGAAACCCCACACCUGCCUCCUGUUAGGGAUUCCCUGGGUAUGAAAGAGUCCCCAGCUGUGAGCGUAGAGCCAGUGCAUUUAGCUCUGACAUCUCCAGCCCUUGGUAUAGGCGGCAUUGGGCUAUAGAGGUGGGGUGGGGGUGGCUGGAGUGCACGGCACUCUACCCAUCUCCAUCUAAUGCUGCUCUUGUUUGUGCUGGGGCAGAGAUCCAGGGGCCAGAGCUAGUUCUCAACUUCUCCUUUUCUCGCACCUGGGGUGACCUGGAUGGCUGUUGGGGAGGAAAGCCAUCCUGUGCUAGGGGCUUCCCUACGCUCACCGGAGCCAGUCAAGCUCCGUUCCGGCCCUCCUUGAAGCUCCUACAGCCUGGCAGCAAAGCAGCCAGAGCCGUGCUGCUCCCUCCCCUGUGGUGCAGAUGGAGGUCAGGGAGGCAGUACUGAGCAGUUGUAGCAGGGAAGGGGCAGCAGCUGUUCUGCGCACUCCUGGGAUGCAGGGGAGGUUGUUUUGGAGGUGGCGCCCCCCAGUUUCUUCCUGCAUCAACGGGGCUGAUUCCCCCGUGGCCCAGGGCUUUGCUGUCAGCUCAGAAUCAAAUACAUAUUCUCUCUUUAGCACGGUUGUCCGGGGGGCCAUGAGUUGGAACCCCCCGGGUUUUAAGUGAGCACUCAGGCCAGAAUUUUCAAAAGGGCUCAGUACCGGCAAUCGGGUCCAGAUUUUUAAAGGCACAUUGGGUGCAGAGGGCUUGAAAAUGGCUUCCUUCGGUGGGCCCUGGCGUCUGUCAUCUCCCAGGGUAACGAUCUGCCCAGCUCCCCCAAAGCCUGAAAGUUGGUAAUUCCUGUGCUCAGGGGGAUGUGAGGCGGCGUGUUCCCAUAAACCAGAGACCCGGCCCAAGGUGUUACUGCUCCCUCGGCUCCUUCCCUUGCAUGAGUGUCUUUGGGCCUCUUUUCAGGAGACAUUGGGCACGAACUCCUUGGCUGUUUACCGAGGCCGAGCCCUAGGCAAUCAGAAGCUGUCGUUACAUGGGGUCCUUACACAUAAAGAACUAGCCCCAGCGCAGUGUUCUUGUUCUACCUCUCUUCAUACGAAUGCCUGGGCAACAGCACAGAUGAAUCCCCCCGAAACCAUGGCAUUUCUUGAGCCUCAGGCAUCUGGGAACAACAGGCUCUGAUAUCUACACACACAUGCGGAGCCGUCUGUCAGGGCUCGGAUUCUGGAUGUCCCCAUGCUCAGCAUCUCUGAUCGACACUGUCAAAUACGUACAUAACCCUGGAAAGCUGUCAACCUGUGCUGCCCCAGGCCAAGGUCUCUGUGUGUCAUGGAAAUGUAGCUAGAAACCACUUCCCGUGUGUGUUCCCCCGUGCCCUUGCUGUCUGGCGCGGAAGCUGGGUUGCUGUAGGAUAUUGGAUGCUGCUAUCCCAAACUGUGUGGUACUCUGACUAUUAUUUUUGAAUUUUAGUGUCCUAUUUUUAUACUAUGUAAUUGGCUGUAAUGUUUCCAUCACAUAGUUUGACUCACAUUUUGGUGGCAUUCACUAUAAAAAUGAUUACUUCUUGCAUUCUG